AUGGCCUGCUCCGACCUCUGCCGCCCCUGCGGACCCACCCCGCUGGCUAACAGCUGCAACGAGCCCUGUGUCAGGCAGUGCGAGGACUCCCGCGUCGUCAUCCAGCCUUCCACCGUGCUCGUCACCCUGCCAGGACCCAUCCUCAGCUCCUUCCCCCAGAGCACCGCCGUCGGAUCCUCCUCAUCGGCUGCCGUGGGCAACGUCCUCAGCUCCCAGGGAGUGCCCGUCUCCUCCGGAGGCUUCGGCUACGGCUACGGCUUGGGCGGCCUGGGCUGCUUCGGCGCCGGGAGAGGCUGCUACCCCUGCUAAGGGCCCUUGACACACGAGCUCAACAUCAACGGCUCCUCCUCUCUAUGCAUUAAAUAAGGAAGCAAGGAUGGGGUAGCUGCGGUUUCCUGGAAACAUGACCCAUGUACCUCCUCCUGUUCUCCAACUGUCUUCUUUGCAUCGCCACUCCUGCUAUGUCCAAUAUUCUCCGCUGCAAACACCUUCUCAGCAGAGAAAGGCCAUCAAGGCCGCUGGUGGGAUGCUCCCACUGCAGAACAGGAAUAGCUGGGUGAUCUACUGCAUGCAAGGGACCUUGGCUGAUGGUCGCCGUACUUCUCCAUCAGACCAGCUCCCUUCCACUCAGCGAUCCUGCAUUCUCCCUGUUUUUUUCUCUCAAUAAAUUUCUCCUGCAUCCCA
Tyto alba (common barn owl) is the source of this 684-nucleotide messenger RNA. Its product is annotated as feather keratin-like. Gene Ontology annotation, cellular component: intermediate filament. The record is from RefSeq and is a predicted model, not a curated record. The coding region runs from base 1 to 309 and encodes 102 amino acids. The transcript has a single exon. Gene Ontology annotation, molecular function: structural constituent of cytoskeleton. Lineage: Eukaryota; Metazoa; Chordata; Aves; Strigiformes; Tytonidae.